CUUUGGGAUCUUUUCUAACAUCGAACUUGAAGUCUACCUAGAGUAACGACUAAUUGGCCAUACAUACUAGAACACCUGCUUCAGAAGGACCUUGUGUCAACUAUCUCACUUUGUAUCGUUUUGCUUUCAUUUACAGAGACAACAAACUGAUGAGAAAUGCAGUGGCUAUCAUUUUUGAUAUACUGCGGAUUCGUCCUAGCGAUCACUGAUGGAACAAUGUUCUUGGAACGAGGCAGCAGAGGGAUCGUGCCCUGUCCUCUCGUCGAAUCUCGCCAAAUCUCCCGAAAACACAUCGACGCAAUGUACUGGUACUAUGAUUCAACCAGCAGGACAUCCCUGCUCAUCUCGUACUUCUUGGGAAGAGUGGCUCCCCAAAACGGGAUCCCAGAGGGCGUCUAUGAUAUCGACAGUGAGUUCAGUCUCGUCAUUGAGAACGUCACCGCCUCCAAUGAGGGAACCUACUUUUGGAAGUUGAAACCACAUUUGGAGAUAGAAGAGGGACAAGUUGAAGUUUGUGUCAAGGUUUCCCCAAGACGUCCGUAUCCUACCGUCAUCGGCUGCAAUCAAGACCACGACGCAGACACGUGUGAGAUGAGAGUACGACACGACAGCACGGUGCAUAACCUGACCUGCGUCAUGGAGCAGGUCAAACCUGCAGUUGAACUGAGAUGGCUCCACCUAUUUUUGGGCGGGAAGACGGAACUCAAGGCCUCCACAUCAGUCUGGCCUGAAGUUCUACCCACCUACACUGGGGCGUCGUUGAGGAGCAACACCUAUUCGACUUCAGCAUCAGUCCAAGUGACAACAGUUGAUGGCGAUAAUGAAGCAUUUGUGUGUGAGGCAAUAGGGAUUGCUGUUGGUAAAGGCGCCCACAUGAGAGUACGCUUUACUAAAGCUCAUCACAACAUAGUGUCUCGUGAGGAAGUUCAGUCCGACAAUCCAGGAACAACGCUUGUUUGGGCUGACGAAGUAUCACCAAUUGCCUGCAAACCUGCUCAGAAUACCGUUCCUGGGAUUGCGCUAGGGGUUGCGUUUAUAUUCUCAUUUAUCUUCAUUGCCAUUCUGUGCAUCCUUGUGCCACAUGAUAAUGGUCGCCUUGUGGUCAUGCAGUGCUUCUUCUCCCACAGUCCUGACCCAAUUAAUGUCAAACUUGGUCAGUUACAUCUGUGGAACAAGCCUCAUAUUAGUUGUUCACAGAACAUGGCCAAUGGUCAACUAAUGGUCAGGAGGGGUCAUUUCUUCAACUGA
Patiria miniata (bat star) is the source of this 1248-nucleotide messenger RNA. RefSeq lists its product as uncharacterized. The transcript has 7 exons. The record is from RefSeq and is a predicted model, not a curated record. NCBI's taxonomy places the organism in Eukaryota, Metazoa, Echinodermata, Asteroidea, Valvatida, Asterinidae. Bases 157 to 1248 code for a protein of 363 amino acids.